Molecule: messenger RNA, 1769 nt
Organism: Geodia barretti
Lineage: Eukaryota; Metazoa; Porifera; Demospongiae; Tetractinellida; Geodiidae
Source: the annotation of a GenBank genome assembly
UAUGCUCGCUGAGUGUGAUGUUUUUGUCCGCCUCUCCACUUGGACGUGGUGUCAGUCUGCAGCUGGUCGGCUCUAUAGAGGUAGAAGAUGUCCAUCGUGCGCUACGCGAGCUCUGAUUCGCUGGGGACGGCGUCUCUGUGCUCGCAAGGAUCCACCGUCAGUCCCAUGAUGACGGUACUAGACGACUCGAGCACUGAGCGUAUCGACCGUGUCUCCGACGGGACCACUGACGGCGGGGGAGACGCGGAAGAAGGAGCAGAAAAAGACGGUAUCAGGUUUGAGAACAGAGAGAGCCUGGCUCACGAUCUCCAGUUCCUGGCCAACAUGCCAGAGCUCUGUGAUACAACAUUUCUCGUGGGAGAAGAGAGGCAACCCAUCUGUGGAGUGAAGGCUAUUCUAGCUGCCAGAAGCAGAGUUUUUCGGAGGUUGCUAUUUGGCGACAGUCGCAAACAGGGCAAGAAGAAGGCAAACCCCUCCAAACCACCAGACGGAUACAUCGAGAAAUACGACCUCAGGGGAAACCCGGUCGUCGUGGUGACGGACUUUGAACCGGGGGUCUUCAAGUUGCUGGUCGACUACAUACACACAGGUUCCGUGAUGCUCCAGGCGAGAUCGCUCCUGGGACUCAUGAAUGCUGCGGAUCACUACGGUUUGGAAGACCUAAAGCUUGCCUGCAUUAGAUUCAUGGAACACUGCAUUACGGUUGACACGGUCUGUUCUUUACUAGCCUCGGCUGAGAAAUACAUCCAGUACAAGUCGACAAAGAUUCUCGUUCAGAAAAUGUUUGAAUUCGUCGACGGUAACGCAGAGAAGAUUCUGUCGCUGGGAGCAUUUCAGCAGCUUCCACAGCACGUGGUUCGCAUCGUGCUGGGUCGAGAGGAGCUGCAGGCUCUGGAGGUGACAAAGUUCAACGCAGCGUAUCGGUGGACUCUGCGCUAUGUGGAGGAGCGCUCGGCGGAGACACCAAAAGAGGUGUUUGAGCCAUUUGUGGACGUGAUUAACUUUGCCAGGAUCCCCGCGAGGGAUCUGAUGCAGAACGUGAGGAGAGCGGAAGUUGUCGAAGAUCGUGUGAUACUGAACGCCCUGGCGACGCAGGCGGACCCCUCCAGUAGCAGCGAGGGAGCGAGACAGGGGAGCAGGCUGAGAAAAACUGCAACAGUUCCCUCAGAUAUCGAGGGUCGAAGUGCGACCACGCCCUCUCCGCAGCCUCCGAAGAGAGAGAGGGAAAUUCGAAGAGCUCAGUCGUCCAAGUCGAGUCUGACUCACGUGAUUGACGCUAAUGGAGGGGAUUCCUCGCCUGCCGAGGGUUGGAAGAGAGGGGGCGCGGCUUCCGUCCCGUCGCUGGUUGAGGUUGGAAUAGAGACACAACUGCGGCAGAAUGGAACGGAGAUGGCGCACAAUCGCGACACGAACAGAGUCAGUCCAGCCACCUCACAGAAUAGUACCACCGGCGAUACUGAUAGUAGUCAUGACAACAGUAACCGUGACAGCAUGUCCAGCUUUGGAAUGGAGGGGGAUGCCCCUGUCUUAACGAGCUCUCCAGUGAACCUCAGCAGACAACGGCAGUUUUUAUCCUACAAUGCCCUAGACAUGAUUGUAACCACUAGCAACCCUGACAAUGCUCCUGUAAAUGUCUGAUGUUCUCGUAUUCCACCAAUUUUGUCACUUAUUUCAGUGUAUGUUAUACAUACAGGCAGCUGCAAGUAUUACCACGUCUUACACAACCUGUUUGUUUUUUAUUAUUAUUAUGCAACAUUUCUUAUGAAGUC